This is a messenger RNA of Urocitellus parryii (Arctic ground squirrel), 546 nucleotides long. It is a transcript of the gene Cnih3, whose product is annotated as cornichon family AMPA receptor auxiliary protein 3. The record is from RefSeq and is a predicted model, not a curated record. NCBI's taxonomy places the organism in Eukaryota, Metazoa, Chordata, Mammalia, Rodentia, Sciuridae. Gene Ontology annotation, biological process: vesicle-mediated transport.
AUGGCCUUCACUUUCGCCGCUUUCUGCUACAUGCUGUCCCUGGUGCUCUGCGCUGCGCUCAUCUUCUUCGCCAUCUGGCACAUCAUUGCCUUUGAUGAGUUAAGGACGGACUUUAAAAGCCCCAUCGAUCAGUGCAACCCUGUUCAUGCGAGGGAACGGCUGAGGAACAUCGAGCGCAUCUGCUUCCUUCUGCGAAAGGUCAGUGGCCUUCCCCCAGAAGGAAAGAAAGAAGGAAGGAAGGAAAGAAGGGGUAAACAGCAGCUGGUGCUGCCAGAGUACUCCAUCCACAGCCUCUUCUGCAUCAUGUUCCUGUGUGCCCAGGAGUGGCUCACCCUGGGGCUGAAUGUCCCUCUACUGUUCUAUCACUUCUGGAGGUAUUUCCACUGUCCGGCAGAUAGCUCAGAGCUGGCCUACGACCCACCGGUGGUCAUGAACGCAGACACCUUGAGUUACUGUCAGAAGGAGGCCUGGUGUAAGCUGGCCUUCUACCUCCUCUCCUUCUUCUACUACCUUUACUGCAUGAUCUACACUUUAGUGAGCUCYUAA